AUGCCUUUUGAGAAAUUACCCCAGGAAGUGGUUCAGAAGAUACUAUCGAAUGUAUCGCAAGAUGACAAAGUUGCAUUGACCUAUGUAUCCAGGAAUGCAUACUUUCAUGGUAUAAGGUCGCUUUACAGGAACAUAUACUUGGCUAACACGUCCUAUAUACCGAGUGACUACGACGGCUCGCUUGGCACACAUUAUUGGUCUACAUUAUGCUGCAACUAUAGGAACAUAUCAACAGAUUUCGAGUCUCUAGACCUGGCAGAACUGGGCAAUCUCUUCAAAGGAAGUGAAAGGGCAAUGUACAAGUUUAAUUGUCUUAUAAGGUCAAUAGAGGAGAGGCCUGGUAAACUAUGCCCUCUAAUUGAAAGUGUGCAUUGCACCUGGCAUUUAGAUCCUAAAUUACUCGAGAGAUUCAUUUAUCUGCUAACAAGACAUGGUCAUAAUCUUAAAAGUUUUGAUAACUUCAUCGGUGGAGAGAUAAACGACCAAUUAACCAGUAUUUAUGGACAACUACAAACCCUUACGAUGACUGCAUCAAGUAGAACACCUGCUGAUCCUCCUACUAUUCAAUUCGUUGAUAGCCUCGACAAAUUUUGCAAACAGUACAGCUGGGAAAAUUUGAAUACACUAAAUAUACAUAUGGAUCUGCGCAACUAUUUCCAUAACCUAGACAAACCAUUAAAAAUUAGAAAUUUGACUUUGAAUUUAAGAAAAGAUAUGCUUUUAGGAGAAGAUUAUAACCGAGGUAGGCUGCCAUAUCACAAAAUCUUAGAUAAGAAUGAACUUAGAGAACUAGAAGUACUAUCUUGGAUCGAACCCAAAGAUAUGAAUUUCGACAUGUAUCAACUGUGGGGAUUAUACGAAUUCCUGGAGUUUCAUAACAUCGAAGAGUUAUCACUGCUUUCUUUAACAGACAAUCAUUUUUUUAUUACUGAAGCAGUGAGCCAUUGGCAUCACUUAAGAAGAUUAAAGCUUGACUACAUGUUCGAACUAACCAUGGAAAAUGAAUUCCUAGACCUCCUUGCAUCUUCCCCAUGUGCCAAGACUCUUGAAUACAUUGAUUUUAGAAUUAAUCAAUUCGAAGGGGUACCUAUAUCAGUUGCAGUUGGAUUACAACCCAAAUUCGAAUUGACAUUGAUGUGCAAAUGUGAUUUUUGCAAAGGAGUAUACGAAGACAUAAUAAUAAAGAAGUACUUCCCCACUGUUGCAUCUUUAAGAAAACCCUCAUACAAAGAACUUGAGCUAAACAAAAUAUUUUAUCAAAUGAUUAAAGUAUACCCCAUAAUACCGCAUGCCCAUUAUUGUGAUGUAUAUCCAGCUAUGGGAUUCAGAUAUUAUUCUUUACAUGACCAUGCAAAUAUUCAGAAUAGAAUGAGACAGGAUGAUGAAAAUAUGAAACGUUUGCCUUUACUGUCGGGUGAUGAUAUCAAGAAAUUGUAUCAUUACUAUUUACACUCAAUGAAAAGAACCUACGAUUAUUUUAUAUUACGUUUCCAAAACUUGAGAUACUUGACGAUUAACGACUUACCCACAACUAUAGUCCAGAUGGAUGAACAUCAAAGAUGCAAUAUACCUAUCUUUCACGCCACAGGAUACGAAAGCAAUCAGCUCUAUGAAUUAGUAGAUGCUGAGUCCUUAUUUAGUUAA
This is a messenger RNA of Nakaseomyces glabratus, 1644 nucleotides long. RefSeq lists its product as uncharacterized. Gene Ontology annotation, molecular function: protein binding. NCBI's taxonomy places the organism in Eukaryota, Fungi, Ascomycota, Saccharomycetes, Saccharomycetales, Saccharomycetaceae. The record is from RefSeq and is a predicted model, not a curated record.